GGUUUUUUAGUUUUGAAAUUGAUUGAUUCUCAAUAAUUAUGUGAUUAAGAGAUCUGGUCACAUGGGGUUCGGCUUUGUGACCUUUGCUGAGGACGGUGUUGCAGAUCGUGUUUCAAGAAGGUCACACGAGAUUUGUGGACAACAGUUAGUCGCCGGUAGUGCUACUUCUUGAUUUUUGUCUUAACUUAACUUCCCGUAAACUACCCAUUGCAGCUCAUCACUGAUACUUUAUAAGGUGGGCGGGUGAUCAAGAAUGGGAAACGUGCGCACAUGAAAAUAGUGUUGGGUGGAUGGAGAUGGCUGAGCCGGUUAUGAAUCUUUGUACAAAAACUAUUGAUGGUUCUUAUAUUGAAAAGAAAGAAACUAGAAUGGUUUGGUACUAUGAAGAUGUUGACAAAGAUUUUGGGUCGGAACAGGCUAAGUAACUGUUGGACCAUCUUGAAAACGUACCGGCUAACGAGUGAGUUGGAGAAAAAGGUAUACCCUGGACAGAUUGCACAUGUUGUAUAUGAUGUUGAAGAGGCUACAUUUAUUGCGUUCGACAUGAUUCUAGAAAACAAGAUGGUUAAACCAGAUACUAGAGGUACACUUAUCAAGUUCAUGCAACUAAUGGUGUCUCAUCAUCCUUCCAGAAGACGUUUUGUCGUGGUAGCACGAAUGAUACCAAAGGCUUCAGGAUAA
Helianthus annuus (common sunflower) is the source of this 681-nucleotide messenger RNA. RefSeq lists its product as uncharacterized. The record is from RefSeq and is a predicted model, not a curated record. Lineage: Eukaryota; Viridiplantae; Streptophyta; Magnoliopsida; Asterales; Asteraceae. Bases 337 to 681 code for a protein of 114 amino acids. The transcript has 7 exons.